ACUCGCUGCCUCCCCGAGCCUCUGAGGACCGGCCCCUGUACUUUGGGGGGCCACGGAAGCUCCCGCUUGUCCCCAGGCUGCACCGACCCAGCCGAGGGCAGGAUGAGCUUCUCGCUCACAUUCAAGGAGCUGGUCAACAUCGCCAUCCCGCAGUGCGGGGUGGUCAACUUCAAGGCGCUGCACCUGCUGCUGCAGGGCAUGCUGGAGCACAUCCACAUGGACGGCCUCAAGAAGGUCCUCUCGGGGGACGAGGACUUCCUCCAGACCUCGCCGGCCAUGACGGUGCCCAGGGAGGGGGACGCCCAGCCCAUCCUCACCCCCAUGAAGAGGCUCAGCAAUGUCUUUGACCACGUGGUGAGCCGCGUGGACAGGAUAGAGAACCAGCUGGCCAUGCUGCAGGAACUGCCCACCACCUCCCAGCUGCUGGAGGCCAGCCAGGGGACCGGCCGGCCCGCCCAGGACCUGUGGAACCUCAUCAAGGUCCGGAAGAUGGUGGAGGGCGUUGAGGAAGCCACGGCAAAGUCGAUGCAGACCCUGCAGGAUUUGCUCACCGAUCUCCACAUACUCCAGGUUGGCGCCGAGACCCUCAGGAAGGAUGUGGACAGGCUGAAGGAUUUGUAUGAAAAGAUACAUCCGGAAAGAAUAGACAUCUUCACCGAUGACUUGAGAGCACAGAACAGGAAGGUGAACCUGCUGCAGCGAGACAUGAUUUCUCUCCAGAACAAGUUUCGAACCAUCCCCAAAAUCGAAGAGAUGGUGCUCUGGAGCGGGCUCCACGAGGCCAUGUUCUCCUCAGAUGCUGAUUCGAUCCCGCAGCUGGAACCAUCCAGUCUGUGGAAGACCACACAGCAGCUCCCAGACGCUGCCCUGGCACAGAGUACAGAGUACGGCGAAGCUGGUCGUCCCACCCAGGUCUCAGAGCCCGUCCAACCCCCCCAGCUCCUGCAGACCGCCUGGCAAUACGAGGCCCAACAGCUCCCGCCGGAGGAGGAGUCUACCCUCGAAGUUUCAGUCGGCGAUGCCCAGAAGCCAGGCCAACGUCCGGCCCUCAGGCCUGCGCUCAUGCCCCAGCUUGGGUCUGCACCUCAGCCUGAACCUGAGUCCGCACCUGGCCCCACACCUGAGUCCGCACCUGGGCGCACACCUAAGUCCGCACCAGGGCGCACACCUGAGUCCGCACCAGGGCGCACACCUAAGUUUGCACCUGGGCCCACACCUGAGUCCGCACCAGGGCGCACACCUGAGUCCGCACCAGGGCGCACACCUAAGUUUGCACCUGGGCCCACACCUGAGUCCGCACCUGGGCGCACACCUGAGUCCGCACCAGGGCGCACACCUAAGUUUGCACCUGGGCCCACACCUGAGUCCGCACCUGGGCGCACACCUGAGUCCGCACCUGGGCGCACACCUGAGUACGCACCUGGGCGCACACCUGAGUCCGCACCUGGGCGCACACCUGAGUCCGCACCUGGGCGCACACCUGAGUCCGCACCUGGGCGCACACCUGAGUACGCACCAGGGCGCACACCUGAGUACGCAACUGGGCGCACACCUGAGUACGCAACUGGGCGCACACCUGAGUCCGCAAUUGGGCCCACACCUGAGUCCGCAACUGGGCGCACACCUGAGUCCGCACCUGGCCCCACACCUGAGUCCGCACCUGGGCGCACACCUGAGUCCGCAACUGGGCGCACACCUGAGUCCGCACCUGGGCCCACACCUGAGUCCGCACCUGGGCGCACACCUGAGUCCGCAACUGGGCGCACACCUGAGUUCGCACCUGGGCCCACACCUGAGUCCGCACCUGGGCCCACACCUGAGUCCGCAACUGGGCGCACACCUGAGUCCGCAACUGGGCGCACACCUGAGUCCGAAACUGGGCGCACACCUGAGUCCGCACCUGGGCGCACACCUGAGUCCGCACCUGGGCCCACACCUGAGUCCGCACCUGGGCACACACCUGAGUCCGCACCUGGGCCCACACCUGGUCUUGCACCAGGGCUGCCGUCUGAGCCCAUGGCCUGGCUGGGGCCUGUGGUGGGGCCCGGUGGGAUGCCUGGGUUCAUGACAGCACCUUGGGCUGCCCAAGGUGCCCAGCUCCUGCCAGCUGGAGUCUGGCCUAUGCCACCAGGAGUCUGGCCUGUUCCUGAAGGUGGCCCCAGGCCUGGCACAGAGGCUUCCUUGGGCUUACCCUUUCAGCAUCCUGCUCAGACUCAGGGCCCCACCGCCUCCAGGGCCCCACCGCCUGCCACCGAGCUGGGCUCAGCAUGGCCUCCUCCGCUGCAGCCAUUCCAGCCCUACGGGGCAGAUGCCCAGCAGCUCCCGGCUGUGGAGGAAAGGAGGGAGGAAACUGAUGCAUCCUUCCGGAGAAUGUCUCAGGAUGGGAUCCCCAAGGAGGAAGCCCCAAAGCAUAGGAAGGCAAAGGACAGAGCCCACAAGGACGCGGCCCGGAAGGACAGGGCCCCCAAGGAUGGGGCCCCAAGGGAAGCACAGCCUCAGGAUGCCCUGCCUUCCAUUCAGCGGAUGAAAACCACCUCGGCCUUCGCCGCUGCCGCCGCUGCAGCCUACGCAGCCAGCGCCCGCUCAGCAGCCCAGGCAGCCACGGCCGCUGCCAAGGUGGUCAAGGAUGCCCCUGCCACCAAAAUGGCCAGCGUAGCAACAUCCAUGGCCACAUCUGGGCCCUUCGGGCUCUCUUCAGAUGUCCUGGGUGCAGGGCCUUCCCGGGGGGCCCUCAUUGAUGAGAAGGAAGAGUUGGAAGAGGAGCUGGAAGAGGUGCAGGCAGACUACGAUAACUUCUCUCCGCCCUACUAUCCUGUCAUCACUCCCGAGGCCACUGUGUCCCAGGCCAUGGUGACGGCUAUGAUAGCAGCCAAGGAGGCCGCGAGCCCUGAGGAAAAGAAGAAAGCCGUCAAGUACUCCAUGAACUACAUAGCCCAGAUCCCUAUUCAACACGACUCCCUGAAAGAGGAGAUUGCCCAGCUGUCAUCCAGCCUAAACCAGCGCCUGACUUUUCUAGCCAACAUGGGAAGCACUGCCGGGCUCGGGACCACGGUGGACAUACUGCAGGAAAAGCUGAACAACCUCCAGAAGGCCAGGCUACAGGAGGAGGAACUUGAGAGAGUUUGGGGCCACCAGAUAGAGAUGAUAAAGGACCACUACCUCGUGCUGGACAGGGCGGUGGAGAGGCUGGAGUCUCGCCUGGACGAGUUCAAGUUACUCCAGGGGCAAAUCAGAGCACUGGAGAUGAACAUGGCGACCAAGAGCAUGAUAGAGCAGGAGCUGAAAGAGAAAGCCGACAGGGGCGCCGUGGCGAGCAAGGCGAACCGGGCCGACCUGGAGACCGUGGCGACCGAGCUGAACGAGAUGGUUCAGGGCAUGCUCCUCAAGGUCUCGGCCCACGAGCACAACUGGAAGAAGACUAUGGAGCGGCUCAAGAAGGACGUGAGCACCAAGCUAGUCCACAGUGACCUGGACUCUCUGAAGAAAGACUUGGAAGAGGUCUGGAAAAUUCUCCAGAAGCUGCUGGUUGAGGUCUUCCGAUUCGACCCUGACGGCGCCGCCGGCUUCAGGAAGAAGCUCUUUGAGCGGGUGAAGUGCAUUUCCUGCGACCGGUCCGUGGAGAUGAUGACCAGCCCACAGCUGAUCACCAUCCGCCAGGCCCACCUGCUGUCGCGGCUGCGCCCCGUCAGCGCCAACAGCUACGAGUACCUGCAGCGGCAGGAGAUGAGGGAACAGCAGCGGCUGCAGUUCCGGGACCUUAGAAUCCAGGAGGGCCUGGACUCCCGCCAGCAGAACUGGGGAGACGGCCCCCGAGACGACGCCAACCCGAAGCACAAGUCGCACAACCUGUCGACCCUCUACCCCUACGGGGACCCCGACAUGAUGGAUUAUGACAGCGCCGAGGUGGACAUCCUGGGAGUGGACGGCAUCCUGUACAAAGGCCGAAUGAGCCAGGUUGCGGCUCAGUCCUCGGGCGGCGUGGACACGGAGCUGGCAGCUGUGAAGGUCCCGUGCCCCCCAUCUCGAAGCCUGUAUGACCGCGUGAGCUCUGGUGCCUUGUUUGGUUCCAUCUACUCCCCCAUGUGCACCCGCACCAGCACCUACUCAGAUGCCUUGGGCUCUCACAUGACCAUGCCAGCUCGGCCGCCCUCCCUGCCGCCUCUGCCGCUGCUGCCACCGCUGGUCCCACACCCGAGGGACCCCCAGCAACCCCCAGGGCCUGCCAGGCCCUUGAGACCCCUGCGCCUCGAAUCCCGAGCCAGCAAACAUCUCCCCGAGGAGCCUGUCAACCCCUGAGCUGCCACCCUGUGCUCCACCGCCAGGCCCCUCUGUGCUCGCGGCUGAGACCUGGGUGUCUGUGCCUGGCCCAGGACAGGGUGGGGGCCCUGGGCAUAGGGAGGGGUCUGCAUAAGGGACAUCCCAUGUUGACCCAUGGCUGUUUUUACUCUGUGUGUAUAAAUACAAACAAUACAGGCCUCCUUAUUCUGCA
This is a messenger RNA of Microcebus murinus (gray mouse lemur), 4489 nucleotides long. The record is from RefSeq and is a predicted model, not a curated record. Lineage: Eukaryota; Metazoa; Chordata; Mammalia; Primates; Cheirogaleidae.